ACAGGCAGACACACUCUUGCUCUAGACACCAAUUCCACCAAAAAAAGUCUAAGAAAGAAAAUAAAAAGUUUGUGAUUGGCAGGUUCUUGAAAUAUUCAUUGAGUAAUCAAAGAUGAGUGUAACCUUGCAUACAGAUGUUGGUGACCUGAAAAUUGAACUUUUUUGUGAGCAGUGCCCUAAGUCUUGUGAAAAUUUCUUGGCUUUAUGCUCAUCAAAUUACUAUGAUGGAUGUCUCUUUCAUAGAAAUAUUAAGGGUUUUAUGAUACAAACUGGUGAUCCAACUGGAACAGGUAAAGGAGGGCAAUCUAUAUGGGGUCACAAAUAUGAAGAUGAAGUAAGAGAUGAUUUAAAGCAUAAUGUUCGAGGAACAGUUUCUAUGGCUAACAGGGGCCCAAAUACUAAUGGGUCUCAGUUCUUUAUAACAUAUUCGCCUCAACCACACUUAGAUCUCAAGUACACAGUUUUUGGAAAGAUUCAACUACUGUUAGCCGAAACUUUAUUACAUUCAACGCAAUGUCCAUCAGGAGCAGUUUCAUCUCCAACAGACAUGAAGCCAAAUUUUAUGUAACUCAUCAAAAUUGUGCUUCUUUGAAUAUCCAAUGGAUCUGGCAGAUUCCCUGGAACUAGUACUGGUGAUGGUGUGGGGAGAGACAUUAAUGACUUUGAUUACCUAUCUUAUGACUGAUGUCUAGUCUUUGUAGAGGAAGCGGUGGACGGGUUUGGUCCGAUCCCCAUUGUUAUUUGGGUUUCCUGUUUGAAUUAUAAUACCCUUUUAUAAUGAUGCAUUGUUUGGAGUUUUCAUUGGUUUGUGUUUAGAAACUAAAGUUUCAGAUCUGACUUGUUCAGACAAUCAUUUUGUUCUUUAAGAAUUUAACUUGUUCAGUCAAUCACUUUGUUC
Messenger RNA from Macrobrachium nipponense, 898 nucleotides. RefSeq names its product peptidyl-prolyl cis-trans isomerase-like 3. The record is from RefSeq and is a predicted model, not a curated record. Bases 113 to 568 code for a protein of 151 amino acids. The transcript has 6 exons. NCBI's taxonomy places the organism in Eukaryota, Metazoa, Arthropoda, Malacostraca, Decapoda, Palaemonidae. Gene Ontology annotation, molecular function: peptidyl-prolyl cis-trans isomerase activity. Gene Ontology annotation, biological process: protein peptidyl-prolyl isomerization; protein folding. Gene Ontology annotation, cellular component: catalytic step 2 spliceosome.